AUGGCUUCUCCUUCCUGCGGUGCUGCCGCUCCUAACCAACCAGUCGUUUCCUCCCGCCCCACAGCUGAGACCGGGACCAAGGAGGACCCCGUCGUGGUGCCGGCCAUCAAUCCCAUCAUCUCGAAGGAGCAGGAGGACAUUCGGGUGAAGCUCGCUGCCCUGAAGGAGAAACGGCUCCUGAACCAGAAGCUGGGGAAAGUGAAGACUCUGGGUGACGAUGAUGCCUGGCUGGACGACGCUGUGGCCUGGGUGGAGAAGAGCAGAAAGCUGCAGAAGGAGAAGGAGAUGGCUGAGAAGCGGGCUAGACUUCUCGAGGAAAUGGACGAGGAGUUUGGUGUCAGCAACCUGAUCGAAGAGGAACUCCGGACCAAGAAACAGACUGCCUACACGUCCCAGGACCUGAAGGGACUGACUGUCCAGCACGAUAUUAAAGCUUUCAAGGAAGGAGAGGCAGUCGUGCUGACCUUGAAGGACAGAGGGGUUCUGGACGAGGAGGAUGAUGUCCUGGUUAACGUCAACAUCUUGGACAAGGAGAGAGCUGAGAAGAACGCGGAGAUGAAGAAGAAACCCAACUACAAGCCCUAUGAGGAGGAGGAGAGUGUUGACGACAUGGUGGUGUUCAAAGCCAAGUCGAUCCUCUCCCAGUACGACGAGGAGAUCGAGGGGGAGAAGAAGAAGUCGUUCCGGCUGGAGGCGGGCGGAUCGGCGGACGGAUCGUGGGAGCGGGAGCUGCAGCAGAUCCGGCAGACGCUCCAGGAGCAGGCUCAGACCCUGGAGCUGCCGCAGCUGAAGCUGGCGUCCGAGUUCUACACCGAGGAAGAAAUGGUCACGUUCAAGAAAACAAAGAGGAAAGUAAAGAAAAUUCGUAAAAAGAAAACCAGCGUGAAAGCUGACGACCUUCUAGCUCAUGGACACGAGAGUGCCGUCACCGACUAUGGCUCGAGAUCCCGCGGGCGGGGCUGGAAGUUCGACUCAAAAGCGGACGAAGAGGGGAACGCGGAAGAGGCCGAGCCCCCAGCGCCCGAGCCCCAGUCUGUGUCGGACGACAUGCGUGUGGAAAACAUGGAGAUCAGCGACGACGAAGCCCAGGCUCCCGACUCCCCGGUCGCCAUCGAGGAAGACGAGGCGGAGGCGGAGCUGCAGAAACAGCUGGAGAAGCAGCGGCGCCUGCGGCAGCUCCACCGGCAGGCGGCCGACAAGGCGGUGGACAUCGUGAAGAAAGUGAGCGCGGACCGGGAGGACGAGGACGAGGAUGACCUGGAGAAGAAGGGCGUGAUCGUCUUCAACGCCACGUCCGAGUUCUGCCGGACUCUCGGGGAGAUCCCCACCUACGGCCUGGCCGGCAACCGGGAGGAGCAGGAGGAGCUGCUCGAUUUUGAGGUUGAGAACAAGGAAUCGUCGGACGGGGAGAUGGAGCUGGACCGGGACGAGACUGUGGGCUGGAGUACAGUGAACCUGGACGAGGAGAAGAAGCAGCCAGAGUUCUCGGCCUCAUCCACCACCAUUCUGGACGAAGAGCCCAUCGUGAACUGCGGGCUGGCAGCUGCUUUGCACCUCUGCAGAAACAAAGGUCUGCUGGACACCACCAUGCAGAAGGUGGCCCGUGUCCGGUCCUCAGUCAAGACUCUUCCAUCAACUGUGUAUGCCAUUGAGGAUAAAAUGUUGAUCGAUGACAAGUACAGUAGGCGGGAGGAAUACCGUGGCUUCACGCAGGAGUUCAAGGAGAAAGAGGGAUACCGGCCCGAUGUAAAGAUCGAUUACGUCGACGAAUCUGGGAGGAGGCUGACUCCAAAAGAGGCUUUCCGGCAGCUAUCCCAUCGCUUCCACGGAAAGGGCUCGGGGAAAAUGAAGACGGAAAAGCGAAUGAAGAAACUAGAAGAGGAACAUCUGCUGAGGAAGAUGAGCUCCAGCGACACGCCCCUCGGAACCGUGGCCCUGCUACAGGAGAAGCAGAAAGCCCAGAAGACGCCGUACAUCGUCCUCAGUGGCAGCGGCAAGAGCAUGAACGUAAACACCAUCACCAAAUGAAUCUCGACCAAGGGCUGGCCUUGACCGAGGGAGCGAGUGAGCGAGCGAGCGAGUGUUUGGAUGUGUUACGCUGGGAGUGGGGAGGAUUUGUCUUUGUGUGACCUGAUUUUACUGUCUCUUUCCUUUCCUGUGUACAUUAAUAAAACCAGCUUUUUUCCUAAA
Messenger RNA from Pristis pectinata (smalltooth sawfish), 2190 nucleotides. RefSeq names its product spliceosome associated factor 1, recruiter of U4/U6.U5 tri-snRNP (gene sart1). Gene Ontology annotation, biological process: maturation of 5S rRNA; mRNA cis splicing, via spliceosome. Gene Ontology annotation, cellular component: U4/U6 x U5 tri-snRNP complex. The record is from RefSeq and is a predicted model, not a curated record. The transcript has 17 exons. Lineage: Eukaryota; Metazoa; Chordata; Chondrichthyes; Rhinopristiformes; Pristidae. The coding region runs from base 1 to 2028 and encodes 675 amino acids.